CACGGGCGGCAUGUUCCUCUUCAACUCAUCUACCAACGCCGCCAAGACCCUGCUGGAUUCGACGGCGCAGCAAGCGCUCUCGACCCGAGGACUGGCAGACGGGGUGGCCGUCGCGACGUGGUGGCGGGCAACGCGGUCGAGGGCGUGGAAGAGCGCAAGUGCCGCCGCCUCUGCGAACGCCUGAAGUCGAAGCGCGUACUCCCCUCGCCGGCACCCCAGUCGGUGCAGCGCGCUUGGCUGCAGAGCACCAUCGCGGCGCUCCCGUCGCCCGAGGUGCCCGUUGCGGAGCCACUGCGGUCCACCGACGACCUGCCGCCGCCGCAGUCCGCGUCGCCACCGCCGCCACUCGGCCGCGCUGCGGCUUAUCUCGGCCGCCGCCGCCGCAGGCAGCGGCCGCCGCCGCCGCAGGUUCCUCACGACCUCGAGGUAGGCAGGGAGGCGCCGUUCUGA
Emiliania huxleyi CCMP1516 is the source of this 450-nucleotide messenger RNA. RefSeq lists its product as hypothetical. The transcript has a single exon. NCBI's taxonomy places the organism in Eukaryota, Haptophyta, Isochrysidales, Noelaerhabdaceae. The record is from RefSeq and is a predicted model, not a curated record. The annotation marks the transcript as partial.